This is a messenger RNA of Diversispora eburnea, 606 nucleotides long. The record is from the annotation of a GenBank genome assembly. NCBI's taxonomy places the organism in Eukaryota, Fungi, Glomeromycota, Glomeromycetes, Diversisporales, Diversisporaceae.
AUGGAGGAAGAAGAUUUGAAUUUGCAAGAAACGCGAGUUAUUGGAAAUGCUGAUUUGGAUCCCUCAAAGAGUUAUGUUUUUGGAUAUCAUCCACAUGGAGUUAUUUCAGUCGGAGCUUGGACAAAUUUUGCCACGGAAGCAAAUAACUUUUCAAAAUUAUUUCCGGGUAUCAAUUGUCGAUUAUUAACUCUCGCUUCAAAUUUUAACAUUCCACUUUAUCGAGACUAUUUAAUGGCUCAAGGAUUGGCUUCAGUAUCACGACAAUCAUGUGAAAAUAUUUUAAAUAAAGGACCGGGUAAUUCGAUAAUGAUUGUGGUAGGUGGAGCAGGUGAAAGUUUAAAUGCUAGACCAGGUGUUUAUGAUUUGGUUUUAAAGAAAAGAUUGGGAUUUAUAAAGUUGGCUAUUCUUCCGGUAUUUUCAUUUGGUGAAAAUGAUAUAUGGGAACAAGCAGAUAAUCCUGCUGGCAGUAAAAUUUGGAAAUUUCAAAAAUCAGUACAGAAACUUUCUGGUUGGACAUUUCCACUUUUCCACGGUCAUGAAUAUGCUCCGAAUAGAGUUAAAGAAUUAACACUUGCUGGUACAAUUAUGUUGCUUCCUUAUUGGUAA